This is a messenger RNA of Mixia osmundae IAM 14324, 4072 nucleotides long. RefSeq lists its product as uncharacterized. The transcript has 6 exons. The record is from RefSeq and is a predicted model, not a curated record. Gene Ontology annotation, biological process: maturation of SSU-rRNA from tricistronic rRNA transcript (SSU-rRNA, 5.8S rRNA, LSU-rRNA). Lineage: Eukaryota; Fungi; Basidiomycota; Mixiomycetes; Mixiales; Mixiaceae. Gene Ontology annotation, cellular component: small-subunit processome; nucleolus. Bases 273 to 3590 code for a protein of 1105 amino acids.
GUCGCUCGUGUUGCACGCCGUCUCGGAGCCAGUGUAGGCUGCAUUCGCAUGAGCUAGUCCGGACGCUGAGCCGACGGAUCUGAUCUUGGCUGUCGAGACACUCAUCGACGAGGGCGCCUGGCCCUUGACGCAAGACAGGGUACCUUGCGUUGCUUGGCGACUUGUCGACCACGCUCUCUGCAUUCUGUUCCUGACCGAUAGCCGCGAAGCCAUACGGCUAGCAGCAGCAGCGGCCACGAGAGACAGCUCGAGCUGAGCUACGACCCAUAGCGAUGAAGCGGCAUCAUCCGAAUGCGCAGGAUGGGCAACCAGCAGCCAAUGGGACAGGACCUAUCUCCUCUAGUCCACUGACACGACAGCUCAGCCAGGCCACGGGAUCGGGCUCCUCUGGCCUCGUGAGCCACGCUGCAGCUCAACCUAGUAGCAACGGCAGCAGUGCAGACGACUCGGCAGGCGAGAGCACGGUCUCGAGCCCGCCCCUCAUGUCUGCAUCCUCUUCAAAGCAAGCGAUGAACGGUACGCAUGCGUAUGCGCAGUAUUACAACGCGCACAGUGAAUACGGUCAUUCGGGCGAAUCGCAUUCGAGGGUACCAUCCGGCCUGGCCAGUAGUACUUCGAGCGCUGCCAGCUCCGUCGGCGAUGUAUCAGGCUACGGCUCAGACGGGCGCCACAGCUUCCAGGCAGAUUCUAGCCUGUUCAGCGUUGGCUCGAGCAGCAAACUCUAUCCACAUCAGCCGUACGGAUCAAGGCCGCCCAGCCCGCCCAUGGGUCACUCAGCCCUCGACGUUCCUCUUAGCUCCAGCGUAUCGCGGAGCAGUCGUCACUCGAUGAACGGAAGUUCACGAAAAGCUGGUUUAUUGGACGAUGUGGGUCCGAGAGCGAGGCUAGCGACGUCCGUCUCGAGUGCGCCAACAGGCGUUUUUGCCCUGCUCACUCGAUCUCUGCAUCCUUACGUUCUGCCGGCCUAUAUUCCUGUGCCGUUCACACAGCAACGAAGAGUUCUGAAGCUCUUGUUGCCCGCGCCACUCGCACGGGCGACGCUCCGCAUGUCAGGUGGCGGAGCGCGGAAGGACAGUAUGAACAAGGACUACCUGCAUCAUCGACCAUUUGCAGCCAAUGGAGGCCCCGUCUAUCCUCGAACGCCUCGACAACGAUUAAUAGCCCGGCUGAAAUCCUGGGCCUACAUCAUUCUGAUCAUCCUGCUGCUCGUCUUCUUCAUCAAGCGGUUACGCUCGUCUCAUCGAUUCCAGAACAUGAAUCUGCCCUUCCAAGGCGAGCCCUCUACGCUAGUGAUGGACAGGCAAGACAUUGCGCGAAUCUGGGCGUGGGAGAUCCAGAAAGGACAAUACCCUUCCAGGCGAAGGAUGCCGCCUUUCGUGGCGCUUGCGCUAGCCAAUACAUCUGUCGUCGUUGCUGGCGCUGCUCACGCUCAGGCGCAAAGACUCACCAAUCCGAGUCUGCCCCGUGUCAUCAACGAUGACGAUGCAUUCGGCUCCCGAUCAAAGGACAAUUCAGUGCAGACUUCAGACGUCAACAGAACACCUCAGAAGAUUGUCGAGCAUCACAGUAUACAGCCCGUAGGCCCGACGCGCCAGUAUAUCGAUAUUGUCACCUCGGCACAAGAGAAGAAGUCUCUGUUAGCCUCGGCUUAUCCGCCCAGACCUACCUUAGACAGCAUCCUCGAUCUCGAUAUCGUCAUGGAUUACUGUGACUUCUCAACGAAUCAAUACGUCCGUGACUGUCUAGAGAUAUUGCGGGCGGGCGGUCAACUUGAUCCACACAAGCAAAUACGAAGAGGUCAAGCGAAAGCAUGGCGUCAUAUUUACACGGAAGAGGCGGAUCUCGAGCAAGAGCUUACAGAUGCUCUUGAUGAGCAUGACGAUCGCGAAUCGGCAGAGACGUAUGAGCCGGACGAUAUCAUGGCUUCGCUCGGUCACAUUGCCCCCUUCUCGCAUACCUCUAUCACUCGGUUAAAGCGGCCGCUAGCCAAAGAUACUGAUGCGCCGGUCGAGCUACCGCGGCAUCCGAAGCGACGGCGUGUUGGUUUUGGCAUUGAUGCGAAACCGCAUCCGACGCAUCCUACUGCUGACCCUAUGUGUGAUCCCGAUAAUCCGCGCAUCUUUCAUGUCUUCUGGGCUGGACCUUUCACAGACAAGCCUUAUGCAGCACUACUGAGCUUCCUCUUCACCCAGAAUCUCGGCCUUCACAUACCGCAUCCCUCGUCGGCAAAGUAUCGCUCAGACGAAGAGAAGUAUGCGCACGAGCGAGAAGACUUUUUGAGCCGAGUGUGCAGACCGCAGAUGUGGAUCUGGAUCAAUCCCGGCCCCGCUGCUUCCGUGCCCAAUCCAGCUGCAAAGUCGCAAAUGCUCGCUUCGUUGAAGAGCAACCCUUGGUCGGCGCCCUUCUUGCAUCCGCGCUUCAGCGAUGUCAUCCGAUUCCAGCUAUGGAACACAACCGAGCAGCUUGACGGCAUUCCAGAGCUGAGAAGCAGCUGGCGACGGCUUCAGCUGUUCAAUUCGGGCGGCGUCAAGUAUGGCUCUUCUCCCACGACGCCAGAAAAGGUCGCAGUCCAAGAAGAGGACGAGGCGGACGCAGUGAUCGACGUCAAGAUGAGCGAUCGCGAGGAUGUCCAAGAGGGGGAAGAUGUCCAGGUCGAGUACAAAGACAAUACGACGAGUGGUGCGAGCUCUAAGAUUGCUGUCAAAAAGUCUGGCGAAGAUGAGCUCUUUGAGCGAUUGGGAUCUGCUUCGUCGAGCGACUAUGAUCGUCUGACGGUCGUCUUGUCCGACAUGGCUCGAUUCGUGCUCUGUCAUCGAUUUGGCGGCGUCUAUCUCGACGCCGAUACGCUGCUGCUCCGCGACUGGGAGGAGAUCUGGGGAUGGCGAGGCAACUUUGCGUAUCGAUGGAGCCGGCUGGAAAAAUACAAUACGGCAGUGCUCAAGCUAGGGCGCAAUAGCGCUUUGGGCAGCUUCUUGUUCAAGAGCGCACUUGCCAACGGACUCGAUUUCCAUCCAAUGACGAUCUCUCGCUACACAAAAGAUGCAAGCGUCGAGGAGCUUUUGCUGCGUUUGCCGGACGCUCUCUUUGAUCCUGCUUGGCUCAACACCGAAUACUUCCAGCGAGAUCGACCAGUCUUUCCUUACCUCAAGCGGUUUGAGGAAUUCUUCGAUCCGCCCAAGGACUCAAACGCUGCGCCAAUCAUCGUUGGAUUCGACGGCUUCUUCAGAGGCGCCUACUCGUCACAUUACCAUAACUUUUGGUGGCUGCCGUUUGAUGCUAGCAGGAAUUGGCCUGAUCUCGGCGCCCGCUUCCGAUCGAGCGAGCGGAGCGCUCGCGAAAAAGCACUGGCAGCGAGGAAAGCAUCGGUAGCAGGCCAAGAUGUCAAGCCGGGCGCAGUCAACUCGAGUCUGACACCGCCGACGUUUACAGAGCAGGAGCUUUACGAUGAUGAUGUGACCAAAGAUGAUCGCGAUCUCAGCUGGUCGGCAGUCAUCAAGCGAACGUUUGAAGCGUUCGUGAGGGGCGACAGGCCGUCUGCGUACGGCGAAUACCUGAAUUGGGGCGACAACGAAGAUCUCGACGACGAAUAAUACCCUACCCUCUGUGAUUAGCAGUGUACUCUACUCCUCUCGCACGCAAAAUGAGGUUGUAAUGCAAUCGGGUACUGUCUGUGUGCAAACAUUAGGCCGUCUUGCCUUGAUGUUGCUGCUGCAACUGAUACAGAGCUGUCGCAUAGCCGGCAGCAUACCAUGCUUGGUUCAUGGCUUGCAGAUAAGGAUCGACUGCAGCAGGCUGCGCUGGCGCCGGCGGCACAGGUCGUGUCGCCUCUGGCUUGGCGACCCCAGGUGAGCGUUUGCGCUUUGUGCUCGGUUGCGUCGGUGGAGUGGCAGCGCUGGGCAUCUCUGAUGUCGCGACACUUGUCGGCUUCGAAGUCGCAGCGUUGUCUGAAUCUGACUCUGAGUCUGAUGCGCUGCUGCUCAAACUGUCACUGCUGCUGCUGCUACUGCUACUGCUACUGCUACUGCUACUGCUACUGCUACCACUGUUUUCGCUGCUGCUGCUGCUGCUGCUG